Messenger RNA from Bacillus rossius redtenbacheri, 1983 nucleotides. It is a transcript of the gene Coq6, whose product is annotated as ubiquinone biosynthesis monooxygenase COQ6, mitochondrial. Gene Ontology annotation, biological process: ubiquinone biosynthetic process. Gene Ontology annotation, molecular function: 2-octaprenyl-6-methoxyphenol hydroxylase activity; FAD binding; oxidoreductase activity, acting on paired donors, with incorporation or reduction of molecular oxygen, NAD(P)H as one donor, and incorporation of one atom of oxygen. Gene Ontology annotation, cellular component: mitochondrion. The record is from RefSeq and is a predicted model, not a curated record. The coding region runs from base 473 to 1879 and encodes 468 amino acids. Lineage: Eukaryota; Metazoa; Arthropoda; Insecta; Phasmatodea; Bacillidae. The transcript is spliced from 10 exons.
UCUUAUGUCUAACGCGAUUAUCUACACUACCACGCGUGUACUUCCUUUCGUAAGAUGGAUUUGGCAACUUGUUCGAAGGAUUCACCGGCACUUUUAGACAAGAAUUAUUAAACACAGCGCCGCUAUGACUUGAAGUCAUCUUUACUUACUAAUAUAUAUACAUUUUUAUAAAAAAAAAUUAUCGGUUAUAGCUUGGGUGGUGUUUCCAUAGCAACACGCAAGCUUUGUUUUUUUUUUAUUGUGUUUCAGAACAUUCGAAUAGUAUACCUACGUUUAAAUUAACGCACUAUAAGAUUUUCUGUGUGUGCUUUUUUUUCAGUCUGAUAAUUUAUAUAAAUAAUUAAAAAGACCGUUGUUUCAGAUAAUAUCACGAUUCUCUUUGAUAGUAUCGAUUUUAGAACAUGGCCAAACUGAAAAAGUGAAAUUAAACAAUAACAACUCGGGAAUUGGGAAAGAACGUGUCGUGUAUACAAUGUUCGGCGGACGUUUUGUAUUUCGAUGUCGCAUUUUGUAUACUGGCAGUUGCCAGCAAGUGAAAGGCUGCCUUGCGGUGCGGCAUGCACAUGUGAACACGCAAGACAAGAGCCGUUACUAUGAUGUUAUCAUAGCUGGAGGCGGGUUGGUUGGAACAACUCUCGCAGCUGCAUUAGGGCACACCAGCACGCUGGCCGGCAAGACCGUGCUGCUGCUGGAGGGAGGGCCGUGCUGUUCGUUCCAGCUGCAGCCGCGCUACAGCAACCGUGUGGUCGCCAUCAACAACAGCUCCCAGAGCCUGCUGGAGUCCGUCGGAGCGUGGCAGCACGUCCUGGCUGCCAGGUGUGCGCCCGUCAGGAAGCUGCAGGUGUGGGACGCGUGCUCGGACGCGGCGGCCUCGUUCGGCCGGGACGACCUGGCCCGUGCCGUGGCCCACGUGGUGGAGAGCGACGUGCUGCUGGCCGCGGUGAGCCGUGCCGCUCAGCUGGCCUCCAGCGUGACCACGCUGCACGAGGCGAGCGUGCGCAGCUGCGAGCUGCCUCGGCCCGGCACGGACUCCGACCUGGUGCGCGUGCACACGGACCACGGCUCCUUCGCCUGCAGCCUGCUGGUGGGGGCAGACGGGGCCGCAUCCAGGGUGCGCGGCGCGGCGGGCCUGCAGUUCGUGUCCCGGGACUACCACCAGCGGGCGCUAGUGGCCACACUCCAGCUCUCCGAGCCGACGGAGAACGUGGUCGCCUGGCAGAGGUUCCUGCCCAGCGGACCCAUAGCUCUGUUACCGCUCACGGCACAGCUCAGCUCGCUGGUGUGGUCCACCAGCACGGACGAAGCUCGGCGUCUGCUCUCGCUGCCGCCUGACAGCUUCGUGGAUGCUGUCAACGAAGCUCUGUGGAAGCAGUUUCCCCGCGACAGCGCGGUGGAAUGGGCGCUGCGCGGCCUCUACAGGCUCCUGGAGGGCGUGUCGCUCGCGCCGCCGGCCGUGCGCCAGCUGCAGCCGAGUGUGGCGUGUGUGGAGGAGGGCAGCAGGGCUGCGUUCCCCCUGGGGCUCGGGCACGCCCCGCGCUACGUCGCUCCAGGCAUCGCACUCGUGGGGGACGCAGCGCACCGCGUGCACCCGCUGGCCGGGCAGGGCAUGAACCUGGGGCUGGGGGACGUGCGGAGCCUGGCGCGCGUGCUGGCCGACGCUGUGAGCAGCGGCCAGCGACUGGGCAGCAUGGCCGGGCUCCUGCGCUACGAGACGGCUCGCCAGAGACACAACGUGCCCACCGUGCUGGCCAUCGACGGUCUGCACCGGCUGUACAACACGGCGGCCACGCCCGUGGUCGUGUUGCGCAGCCUGGGGCUGCACUUGACGCAAUGCCUGCCGCCCGUCAAGGAAGCAAUUAUGGAGCAUGCUGCUGUUUGAAGAAAGCAGAUAAAUAAUAAUUGCAUGUAAAUAUUUGUAAAUAACAGUCUGCAGGAAAUGUAUUUACAAUUUGAAAUAAAAGUAACCUUUGAUUCAAACAAAAA